GGCGCACGCACGAUGAAUUUGCAGAGUACGGUGCUGAGUCCCCUGGCAGAUACGCGCCCUAAUCCAACAAGAACAAGAACAAGGUGCUGAGUGAUGAAAUUGUUCGAGCGAUUCUCUUGCAAGCCCCUGGCUAUUUAGCAAGUAAAUACUGCUAAAAUCGACAAUACAUCAAGUUCGUUCACCCUUUUAGUUUUUCAGCAUUGCGCUUAUCUGAAACGAAUUGGGUUGAAAUGAUACUGCUCCAGGAGAAUUGGAAUGAUGCUUUCAGAAAUGGUGAAACAGCUUGGGUUACUCUGAAGCAGCCUGGCGAGUCCAGCGUGCACGGCCGGCUGCAGGCGGCGCCGCCGGGGCCCGACCAGGAGCCGGCCGUGCACGGCUCGGACGGGUUCUGGGCGCGCCGCUGCGGCGCCGACGCGCUCGAGGUGGGCCACCAGUCGAGCCCGGCCGUCUACCGGCACCUGCUGCCGGCCGCCGAGCUGCGCGCCCUGCACUUCAAGGCCGUGACCGAUGUGGAUGUGUCGGCCAGCGGUCUGGGCGUCUCCUGCUCCGCAGACGAGACCCUGCGUGUGUGGGAGUCGGCCACUGGAGAGGUUCGGCGGGGAGCUGUCCGGACACCUGGGCGAGGUCUACACCUGCCGGUUCUUUCCCUCCGGAGUCGUGAUACUCAGCGGCGGCGCGGACAUGCAGCUCAAGAUCUGGUCGGCCGAGACGGGCCAGUGCGCGGCCACUCUGCGCGGGCAUACGGGCGCGGUGCUGGCCACGGCCAUCGUCGAUCGCGGCAGGAACAUCAUCUCGGCAGGCAGGGACGGCCACUGUAAGCUCUGGGACGUCGGCGAGCAGCGGUGUCUGGCCGAUUUGUGUGAGAUCGACUCUGUGAUCAACUGCGUGCUGCUGACGGACCUGCCCGACGGCCUGGACCCCGGAUCGCGUGACGAACCGCCCAAUGAGCGGGAGGUGGGCACGGAGGGCCGGCUGGUGGCCGUCGGCUCGGAGGACGGCUGCGUCCGGCUGGUGGCCGCGCACAGCCGGCGGCAGCUGACCAGCUGGCAGCUGCCGGCCGCCGUCACGGCGCUCAGCUGCCCGACGCCGGGCCGACUGGCAGCCGGCUGCCGGGACGGCUCCGUCUGCUGGCUGGAGGUGCGCUCCGGCCGACAGCUGGGUGCCGGCCGUCGCUCGUGCUCGCCCGUGCUGGCGCUGCGGCCCGUCUCCGGCCGGCUGCUGGUGGCGCGCGCUGACGGCACCGUGCACACGGAGGAGCCACCGGACGGUGACCGGGCGGACCCUCCGCACACCGUGGUACUCUGCGGACCCGACUGUGAGCCCGUGUACGGUCUGAGCGACAACGGACGGCAGCUGUUCACGGCCGGCCGGGACUGCUGCGUGCGCCGCUACAAACUGCCUCUGUGACCUGCCCACGGAACGUAAUCUACGUCUCCGUCAACUGUGCGUGUGACCGGUCGGGGGAAGAGAGGCAAGUCCGCAGGGCAUGGGGGUCACGCCUCCGCUGCAUUGCCGUAAUGUGCCACUGCCGCCUCCCACAGUUGUGCGCUCAGUGCCCAUCCUCCAGGUCGUCUGAGCCGGUCACUAUCCCCGACCGAUUCGGGGGUUUAACCCUGCUCGCAUUGUGCUCGUCAUUAAUUUGUGAUAAAUGAAUUAACUUACUUUG
Amphibalanus amphitrite is the source of this 1666-nucleotide messenger RNA. RefSeq names its product proteasomal ATPase-associated factor 1-like. NCBI's taxonomy places the organism in Eukaryota, Metazoa, Arthropoda, Thecostraca, Balanomorpha, Balanidae. Gene Ontology annotation, molecular function: protein binding. Bases 508 to 1407 code for a protein of 299 amino acids. The transcript has 8 exons. The record is from RefSeq and is a predicted model, not a curated record.